Messenger RNA from Cavenderia fasciculata, 1623 nucleotides. RefSeq lists its product as uncharacterized. The transcript has 4 exons. The record is from RefSeq and is a predicted model, not a curated record. NCBI's taxonomy places the organism in Eukaryota, Evosea, Eumycetozoa, Acytosteliales, Cavenderiaceae. The coding region runs from base 1 to 1623 and encodes 540 amino acids.
AUGAAUAGUGAGAGUAGAUAUAAUGUAGGAGGAGGAGGUGGAGGAGGUGUAAGAGGUCAACCUACACCAUCAUCAUCAUCAUAUCAUCCUCCAACUUCAACUAGUACUACUUCAACAACAACAACAACUAAUCAUAAUGGUGGAUCAUCUGCAUAUAAACAACAACAACAACAACAACCAGUACACCAUCAAUACCAAUAUCACACUGAAACACCUGUAAAAUCAACAUCAACAUCAACAACAUCAACAUCGGUCGGCGGAGGGGAUCCCUUUAAAACACCAAAAGUUAAGAAACAAGAAAGUAAUAGAUUAUUUGCAUUUGAACAACAACCACCAAUACCUACACAAAAGGAUAAACAAAAACAACAGAUUGAAGAACUAUUGAAAAAGAAUCAAGAGCUAGAGGAACGAGUGACAAAGCAAUCACAAGAGAUUACAAGUCUCGACAAUGUUAGAAAGGAACAAUUACAAGAUCUUGCAGAUCUACAAUCUUCAUGUCACAAACUAGACAGUUCAAACAAACAAUUACACCAAAUCAUAGAUACUCAACAUCAAAUGAUUCAAAAUUUAACUCAUGAUAUUAAUUUAUCAAAUAAAAAAGUUGAACAACAACAAAAUCAAAUUGAUGAUUAUAUAGAACAAAUGAGUAAUACUGGAAAGACAGAUUAUGAAACAUUAAUUAGAUAUGCAGAGUUGGAAAAAGAAUUGGUUCAAUUAAAAUCAAAUGAUGAUAGAAAUCAAUUAUUAGAUGCAAAUAAUACAAUUAAAAUUUUGGAAAAAGAAAAUAUGGAAUAUAAACAAGGAAUUAUUGAUUAUCGAGCUGAAUUGGAGAAAUUAAAUCAAUUGAUUAUAUCACAACAAAAUCCAACCAACAAUCAACAAGCACAAUACGAUCAAUUAUUAAAUGAUAAUAGAGAAUUGGAAAAUCAAUUGAAUUUAUUUCAAGAAUCAAAUGAUAAACUUGGUAAUGAAUUGAAUGAAAAGAAUGAAUUAAUUAAAGAAUGUGUAUCAACUCUAUCAAAAUAUGAAUCUGAUAAUAAUAUAUUACAUAAUAAUAAUUAUCAUCUUGAACAACAAUUACAACAAUUACAACAACAACAAAGAGGACAAGGACAAGGACAAGGACAGGGACAGGGACAAGGACAAAAUGGAAUAGGAGGAGAAUUUGGAGUUGCAAGUGUAUUUGAUGAUACCUAUCUACCAAAUGGUAGUUACUUGACAGCAUUUGCACAAGAGUCAAACGCCAUUUCAAACGAAUUGAAUGAUAUUAAAAGAUUAAUCAAAAAGAUUGAUGGUGGUUUACAUUUAUAUCAACAACAAGGUCAAGGUGGACAAGGUCAAGGAUUUGGAUCUUCAAGAGUAGGUGGUGGAGGAGGAGUUGGGGCUGGAUUUAGGUCAACUUCCGGAGUAGGAGGAGUAGGAGUAGGAUCUCAAUUUAACCCAUCAACAACAACAACAGCUACAACCAAUACACUAUUGCAAUCAACCAAAUUAAAUAUACCUUUUGAUGAAAAUGCAUUGAUCAAUAACUUGCAAAUCAUUAAAGAAGAUGCACAGAAUAUCAAACGAAUACUUACUUCUCAAUGCACCAAUUAUUCAGGGAAGAAUUGUGCAGUCCAAUAA